GUGAUGUCAACGAAUAAUAAUAUUGUACUUGUUAAUAUUGUGGAUUUUUAGUGAAUUUGUGUACGUAAGUAGUUUAAUUAUAAGCCGGAAUAUGCACGGUAUAGAUUUGCGUUCUAAUUAAUAUCCAAUUCUUAAGAUGGGGUGAUUGGAAACAUGGGGUACAUUGAAACGAAGAUUGGGGUUAAUAGAGAUUGUCGUGAUUCCAUUUGCUAUAAUCAUAUUAAUUGAUGUUACGAGUGUCUUAUAGUUAAGUUUGAAAGCAAACAGCAAUUAUUGUGAUAAAAUCAAUAGGUACAAACACCUAGCCGCAAAAGCGCAAUUUUUCAUCUGAUCAUCUGUGAUCAUCAAUUCUGCGAGUUCCUAUUCUUGUAGUAACAUUAUCUACUUGUGUUUUGCACAUAAAAACAAGCUUACCUACCAUACGCAUUAUUUUAAACGAAAAUGUUGUUUAAUAAUAAUACCAUAUGGUGUUAACCUUGAGCCAUCCUAGAUGUCGCUUUUUAUGAGGGGGCCCAUCGAGUCACCGUCUGUCGUGAAAAAAAAUGCAUAAUUAGACAGGCGUCCGCUUUUUAGGGUUCCGUACCAAAAAGGUACUAAAGGAACCCUUAUGGUGCGACUCACUCCGUCGGUCUGUCUUAUCGCUAAAUACUUUAAGCCAUUGAUUUGAAAUUUAGAGCAGUCAUUGAAAGUGUUUUAUUUUUAGUAAAUAGGGAAAAUGCGUAAUAUGAAGAGGGGGCAAAAUUAGUUUAUUUACUAGGUCAAGUGGGGUAUCAUUUGAAAGAGCUUAAAUUGUACAUUCCGAAAUAUUUUUCAUAACAAAUAUUUAUGAAGAAAAAAAACAAUACCAUUCCCCUUCCCUUCCGUAGUUCCCUCCGUAGUAAUCUGGAGUUUACCAAUGAAAAAAAAUCAUUGAUUUACAUUACAGUAACCUUAACUUAAAUAUUACAGGAAAAAUAUAACCACACCUUCUAACUUGAUAACUUUUUUUAUUAUCAAAAAACUUUUCCGAAUUAAAUUUGCAAUUUUGUCACCAUUGCGCAUACUUUAAAUUUAUAUGAGAUUACACUUAAACAUUUUAAACAACCUUCAUUCAAAUAAAAGAAAAUAUAUCAACUAUUAGAAUCCAUUUUUUUAAAUAAUUUAAUUCGUGUUUGUACUUGAAAAAGUAGAAAUACCACUACAGGAUGUAACUAAAAUAGUGGGGAUCCUUGCACGAGCAUAUUCAGUAUUGUGUUCUGAUUUUUGCUGCUUUACAGAUUCAUACUAUUAAAUACAACUAUGGUGCGUAAUUAUAAACCAAAGCCUGGGUCCAGGCAAUACAGAAAAUAUGACCCAGAAAUAAUGAAGAAGGCAUAUAAAGAGUUUCGUAAUGGUGAAGGCUCUUUGUGUAGUAUUGCAAGGAAAUAUAACAUAACCAAAUCAUGUUUAUACGGCCGCAUCCAUUAUAAUAGAACUAAUGAAACUGGCGGAAGAAAAGCUUUUACUUUAGAGAGAGAAGAACAUAUUAUAAAAUAUAUACAUGCUUGCGCACCGUGGCAAUACCAUCUGCAGUUUUGGGAUUUAAGAUUGCUCAUAAAAUUCUAUCUGGACAGACGUCCGGUAAUUGCAAAAAGGAAAUUAGAGAAUAAUUUACCAGGACAAGAACUUGUCACGAAAUUGAUAAAAAGGCAAGAGGACACUAUAUCACAGAAAGUCAUCCAAAACAUUAACGACAACGGCGCAGUCACAGCUGAAGCUGUUCUUAGUUAUUUUCAUGAACUGAAAAUGUUGAUCAACGAUUUGGAUCCGCAAAAUAUCGUUUGUUUUAAUGAUAUUUUUAUUAUAGAUGAGGUUGAAGAUAAUAAAAUUAAAGAAAGAGAAAAUUUAAAAAUAAAUAAUAUGCUUGCAAUGCUGGCAGCUUCCGCCACAGGAGAGGUCUUAGAUCCACUCAUUUCGUAUAAAGAGAAACCUUGUUAUGAGAAAACUCCAAGAAGAUCUAUAAUGUCCAAGCAGUUACAUGAGGAACGAAAAAGGCUGAAUACUAGUAUUUUCGAAGAUUGGUUCAAAUCUGUCAUUGUCCCUUACUAUGAAGGAAAAUCAGGCAAAAAAUGCUUAAUAGGCGGUUUCUUUUCGUCGCGUAUUACAAAAGAUAUACUUGAAAUGUGCAAAGAACAAGAUAUACAUUUUGUAUUUUUGCCAGAUAACUCCAGUAACUUGACUCACCCUCUCUACAACCUAUCGCAACUGAUAAAAAAAACAUGGAGUAGUAUACUUCCUCAGGUAAAAUUGGACAGCAAUCAAUACACAAUCCCGAAACAAAGUUUUUUUGAAAUGACUCAAAAUAUAAUUGCUAAUGCAACUGAUACAGUUUUAGAAGAUUUUGAAAAAACUGGAAUAAAGCCAUUUAAUCCAGAAAAAGUAUUAAAACAAUUGCCUGGUUAUAAUGAAACAAUUGAAAAUGUGGUUGAAGACUUUGAGAAGCAUGAAGCGGAAGCACCAGAAAUAGCAAUUCAAGUGAAAACAGAAGUAGAAUUUAGUGACCAAUAUAGUGACGAUGACUACGACGACGACAUUUUAAGUAAUUACAUUGAGAAAAAUAACGCUAAAAAAGAAAAGCAAAAUACUGACAGCUUAUCCGAAACUAAGCAGAAUGAUGAUGAAAAGCCUGAAGAUAAAAUGGAAUUAAAACUAUCACCUGUAGAUUUUCAAGAGGAUAUGAUAUGUGAAGAUGCUUCUAUAGAUUGUACGCCAAAAAAUAUGAUGGUGGACAUUGAUUUCGUUCCAAGGUCAUCCAGAGGCCGUAAAUUAAAACUAAAAAGAAAAGAAGAUUCUUCUGAUUCAGAUUACGUCCCGAGAGAUAAACCCAUUCCAAAAAAGCGCGCUAUAAACAAAAAACAAUCAAUGGGGAAAAGGAACACCAAAGUUUCUACCAACGGUACAGAGAUAGACCCACUUUCGAGCGGUCAGAGUGGCACCAACGUGCAAAUCGAUGAAAAUCAACUUGAGAACGAUACAGCCCUUACGCAAACACGGCUGCUAGAAGCGAUCCUGUCAACUGUAAAUCGACAAGAGAAGCUGCAAGAACGCGCCACGAUAGCCAUGGAGACUCAGGCUUCAGCGCUGUCGAAUAUCGCUCUGUUGUUGGAGCGGUUGGCGAAUAGUAACAAAACAAUUUAAUUAAUAUACCUAGUUAGAAAUAUGUAAGAACAGGCGAGAGGCAUUAAUAAUGAUGUCAAAAAAAGAUCUCUUUGUGAUGUAUGAAUAACAUAUCAACCGCUAUUACAUAAGUUGUGUUAGCUAUCGUAACACUGGGCUACUUUGAUUCAUGGAGUAAGAUUUAUCAACUAUUUUAAUAUUAUAAAUGUUAUAA
Messenger RNA from Cydia pomonella (codling moth), 3349 nucleotides. RefSeq lists its product as uncharacterized. Gene Ontology annotation, molecular function: nucleic acid binding. NCBI's taxonomy places the organism in Eukaryota, Metazoa, Arthropoda, Insecta, Lepidoptera, Tortricidae. Bases 1279 to 3156 code for a protein of 625 amino acids. The record is from RefSeq and is a predicted model, not a curated record. The transcript is spliced from 4 exons.